UUUUAUAAAUCUAAAUAAGAGUAUAAUUGCUGAUAACAUCUUUUUUAGUAAAUGAAUUUUGGACGUGGUAUCGGGAUGUAGUAAACGGACUCCAUUAACGUGUACUUUAUUCUAUGUACUUACAUACUUGUACAUGAACAUACUUGAAUAAGAACAUAUAGACUAUCCACGAAUCUGAACUUUCAAAGAGAACUCCACCACCACCGGUUUUCUCUCUCUCCAGACAAAGCAACAUAUUUUUCUCAGGAUUGCUUGAAAACUGGAGAUCUUUAAGGUUAUAAAUCAAGAUUUGAGAGAGAGAGAAAGAGAGAGAGAGAGAGGUAACCAUAAGGAUUUGAGAGAGAAGAAGAAUGGUUACUCUAUCAGCUUGGCCUUGGGGAAACUAUGGCAAUCUAAAGGUUUGUUUUUUUUUUCUCUUAACAAGAACCAAAACUUUAAGAACAAGAACCAAACUUUAAUCUGAGUCUUAAUGUGUUAGUUUCUCUUCCGAAUCUUAUAUGGCUUUUGUAUGUCUUCUCUAUCUGUGAAGUAUCUUCUGUACGCUCCAUUAGCUGCACAAGUAGCGUAUUCGUUAGCAUACCAAGAAGAUUACUCGAGGGCUUUUUGGUGUCUCAAUAUCCUCAUCAUCUGUGGACUUAAAGGCCUCGUACAUGUCUUUUGGAGCGUAUACAACAACAUGCUUUGGGUGAGUCGUACACUAAGGAUUAACCCUAAAGGUGUUGACUUCAAACAGAUUGAUCACGAAUGGGACUGGGACAAUUACAUACUUCUGCAAGCAACACUAGCUACCAUGAUCUGUUACAUGUCUCCUCCGUUGAUGAUGAUUAACAGUACUAUCCCUCUGGCCAUCCCUCUGUGGAACACGAAAGGACUCAUCGUAUUGCUUGUGCUACACGUUACCUUCUCAGAGCCUUUAUACUACUUUCUUCAUAGAUAUGUUCAUCGUAACAACUACCUCUUCACCAAUUACCACUCUUUCCACCACUCAUCUCCUGUUCCAAAUCCCAUGACUGCUAAUAAUGCGACGCUAUUGGAAAGCCUUCUCCUCUGUGUAGUAGCUGGAGUUCCUUUGAUUGGUUCUUGCUUGUUAGGUGUUGGAUCAAUAAGCUUGAUCUACGGAUACGCUAUUAUGUUUGACUUCCUAAGAUGUUUAGGACAUUGUAACGUUGAGAUAUUCUAUCACAAGCUGUUCGAGACUCUUCCAAUCCUACGAUAUCUCAUCUACACUCCAACGUACCAUAGUCUGCAUCAUCAAGACAUGGAGACCAACUUUUGUCUCUUCAUGCCUAUCUUUGAUGUUUUAUGCAACACACUAAACCCAAACUCGUGGGAACUCCAGAAGAAGAUUCGUUUAGCUGCAGGGGAAAAGAAGAGAGUGCCGGAGUUUGUGUUCUUGGCUCAUGGGGUAGAUGUGAUGUCAGUGAUGCACGCACCGUUCGUGUUUAGAUCGUUUGGUUCAAUUCCAUACACCAUGCGGUUCUUCUUGCUGCCGAUGUGGCCAGUCACGUUCAUGGUAAUGUUAGGCAUGUGGGUUCGGUCAAAAACAUUUCUUUUCACCUUCUAUGCCCUCAGGAACCAUCUUUGCCAGACUUGGGCCGUUCCAAGACUUGGCUUCCACUACUUCUUACCGUUUGCUAAACAAGGCAUUAAUAAUCAUAUAGAGGCGGCAAUUUUGAGAGCUGAUAAGCUUGGUGUUAAAGUUAUAAGCUUGGCUGCUCUGAACAAGAACGAAGCUUUAAAUGGUGGUGGAACGUUGUUUGUUAACAAGCACCCUGACCUUAGAGUUCGUGUGGUCCACGGCAACACUUUAACCGCAGCAGUGAUUCUCAAUGGAGUUCCAAAAGAUGUGAAAGAGGUGUUCUUGAUAGGAGCCACUUCUAAGCUAGGACGAGCCAUCGCUCUUUACCUCUGUCGUCGGGGAGUGAGAGUUCUUAUGUUGACAUUAUCGGUGGAGAGAUUCCAAAAGAUUCAGAAAGAAGCUCCUUCUGAGUUCCAGAAGUACCUCGUACAAGUGACCAAAUACAACUUUGCCCAACACUGCAAGACUUGGAUCGUUGGGAAAUGGUUAACGCCGAGGGAGCAGAGUUGGGCUCCUGCAGGAACGCAUUUCCACCAGUUUGUGGUGCCACCAAUCCUCAAGUUUAGAAGGAAUUGUACUUACGACGAACUAGCAGCAAUGAGGCUCCCAAAGGACGUUCAAGGACUCGGAACCUGUGAGUACACGAUGGACAGAGGGGUGGUCCAUGCGUGCCAUGCUGGAGGAUUGGUUCAUAUGCUGGAGGGUUGGGAGCAUCAUGAGGUUGGAGCCAUUGACGUUGACCGUAUUGAUCUGGUGUGGGAAGCAGCCAUGAGACACGGUCUUAGCUCUGUAUCUUCACUCACAGAUUGAGUGGGAGAUGUCUUUGAUUCUUCCAAGAUUGGCCAUUCUUUGUACAGGUGAAAAAUGCAAGCAUGGAAAACAAGUUGAAUUUCACCUUAUGUUAUUGAUUCACCUUUUAAAAAAAUGUAUUUUAUGUUCCACUGAAAUAGAUGUUUUACGAUUUUCACACACUUCAAAAAAAGUUUUGUCAUACCAAAAAGAAAGCUUUUUAAUAUCAUAAUUUCAAAAGAACUAAUUAAUCAUAGAUAUUAACUGUUUUAAUUUAAUAGGAUAAAAUGGAUACAUAAUAAUUGGAAUAUUUGAAAACAUAAAAAGCUUCUACUUCUGUGAAAAAAUUAAAAUUUCAAAAAUCACGGGAAUACUCCACUUUUAAAAUUUUCCUCAAUUUUUCUCAAUAUUUAUUAUAUAUAUGUAUCUGACUGUUCCUUUUGUCGGCUGACGUCAAAAAAAAAAAAAAAAAAACUUUUGUCAACUUACUCAUUUUUCUUUUGUAAUCACUACUCAUAAUGACAAGGACGGGUCAUGAACAUAGGCUGUUGAUAGCCCCUAAAGUUUCAAAAGCGGUGACUUACAUUUCUUUCUUCCGAGAUGAUUGUAAGGCUCUCCUUGGUCCUUGGAACCUCGUCUGAAGCAGAGAACCUUUCAGGAUUCUUGAUCAUCUGACUCGAGGAUAAUAUUACUCACCUGUGAAACCAAUGCAUGUGAAAUAGACUCAUGCCUAAGCAAAGACCAUUUAGAUCCCUUGGCAACAUCUCUCGACUCUGAAACCUCUCGAACAUGAUCGUCUAUUCUCCUGAUCUCUUCCCAACACGCGCUCAAGUCUUGACGAGGAGAUAAAGAACCACUCUCAACACCUUUCUUCUCCUCGGCAUGAACAUCAGAGCAGCCAAGGCUGAGUAAUUUUCAUCUGUAAGCUUGAACCUGAAACUCGAGACGCCAUCUCCAUUUCCUUUCGGUAAAUCAGAUCUUCGAAGAGCGUCAGAGAAGUCUCAGCGUGGCACAUCUUCUCCUCAGCCAUCCUAUUGUAGUGACUAGCCUCCAUCUCCAACGCUGCUUUCUCUUCCUGAAGGCGUAGAAUCAUCGACACGGCUUCGGAAGCAGCCGACGAAGAGGCUUCGCGUUCAGCGUCCAGCUCAUGAGUGAUCUUCUUAAGAAGCUCCUGCUGCGCCCGCAUGGUUUCUCCGUUGCCUCCCACCCCUAGACUCAUCGUAUAUGUUAGUUUAUAAUUGAGUUUGGAAUGAUU
This is a messenger RNA of Brassica napus (rape), 3623 nucleotides long. RefSeq names its product very-long-chain aldehyde decarbonylase CER3-like. Gene Ontology annotation, molecular function: oxidoreductase activity; iron ion binding. NCBI's taxonomy places the organism in Eukaryota, Viridiplantae, Streptophyta, Magnoliopsida, Brassicales, Brassicaceae. The transcript has 10 exons. Gene Ontology annotation, biological process: lipid biosynthetic process. The record is from RefSeq and is a predicted model, not a curated record. Bases 509 to 2389 code for a protein of 626 amino acids.